AUGGCGGCAAUCAAGACAAGCGCUGGUCAGCGUGCCGAGCGUAUCAAGCAGGAGGCAGUAAAGUUAUCGGCAGAGGAGGCCGCUAACCAGAAGGUCCUGCAGCACUACGCCAAGACGGUGUACUUCAAUGACUUGUGGGUGUCCUUCCUGAGCAAGAUGGCGGGUCUUGUAGCGCUCAUGAGCUACAUGGAGGUGCAGCGCAUGCGUCGCAGUCCACGCGGUAUCAGCUUCGUCGUGGGUUUUGAGGCGUUAUCAGUGCUCAUCGGGGCCAGCACGGUGCUCUUCAUUCGGCGAUGGUUUAACCCGCUGUUGGCCUUCAAAGUGGCAUUCGCGUUCUCGCUACUGCAAGGCUUCUGGUAUUUGGCUAGCUACUCGUCGCGUUUCAUGGAGCUCCCGCGCCAGGCAGGAGACUUGCUAGCCGAGCAGAUCCCUUUCGGUCUCAUCUACUUCCUGGUUUGCUGGGUCUCGGACCGAUUCAUGAUGCGCUCACAAGAUAUCGCCAAGCAGACGGCUGAGGAUAUGCGCGCCGUACUCAAGGGAAAGGCAGCCGAGGACCCUGCAUGGGCCGACGUGGUCAAGGUGCCGCAGGAUGACGGCCCGAACCCGAUCGUGAGCAUCGCCUACUCCGCCAACUUCACAGAUGUAAUGGACUGUUUCCGAGGUGUGCUCAAGCUAAACGAGUGCAGCGAGCGUACACUGGCGCUGACCCUGGACGUGAUCGACGCUAAUCCAGCCAACUACACCGUCUGGUACUUCCGUCGACGUGUCUUGGAGGCUCUAGGCUCGGAUCUGCGCGAGGAGCUGCAGUUCACCGCCGAUAUGGCCAUCCAGCACCCUAAGAACUACCAGAUCUGGCACCACCGCCGCGAGAUCUGCACCAUGCUGCAUGACGCCAGCGAAGAGAAGGAGUUCUGCGCUUUGGCUAUCGACGGAGACUCCAAGAACUACCACGCCUGGGCACACCGUCAGUGGGUUGUCAAGACCUUCGGCCUCUGGGACGGAGAGCUCCAGUUCGUGGACAAAAUGUUGCUCGAGGACGUGCGCAACAACUCGGCGUGGAAUCACCGCUGGUUCGUGUUGAACAACUCGUCGGGACUUGCAACUACAGCGGAUCGUCAGCGAGAAAUCGACUAUGCACUGGACAAAAUCUCCAUCGCAGUGCACAACGAGAGUCCGUGGAACUAUCUCCGCGGUCUCGUCCGUGGCCAUGAAGCUGCGUUUGCUGCGCAGCGGCUUUGCUAG
This is a messenger RNA of Phytophthora infestans T30-4, 1242 nucleotides long. RefSeq names its product protein farnesyltransferase/geranylgeranyltransferase, putative. The coding region runs from base 1 to 1242 and encodes 413 amino acids. NCBI's taxonomy places the organism in Eukaryota, Oomycota, Peronosporomycetes, Peronosporales, Peronosporaceae. Gene Ontology annotation, biological process: protein geranylgeranylation; protein farnesylation. The transcript has 4 exons. Gene Ontology annotation, cellular component: cytoplasm; protein farnesyltransferase complex; CAAX-protein geranylgeranyltransferase complex. Gene Ontology annotation, molecular function: protein farnesyltransferase activity; CAAX-protein geranylgeranyltransferase activity. The record is from RefSeq and is a predicted model, not a curated record.